This is a messenger RNA of Peromyscus californicus insignis, 3642 nucleotides long. RefSeq names its product junctophilin 3 (gene Jph3). The coding region runs from base 12 to 2261 and encodes 749 amino acids. The record is from RefSeq and is a predicted model, not a curated record. Gene Ontology annotation, biological process: regulation of synaptic plasticity. Gene Ontology annotation, cellular component: endoplasmic reticulum membrane; plasma membrane; junctional membrane complex. The transcript is spliced from 5 exons. Lineage: Eukaryota; Metazoa; Chordata; Mammalia; Rodentia; Cricetidae.
GCGUUACAUGCAUGUCCAGUGGGGGUAGGUUUAAUUUUGACGAUGGAGGGUCCUACUGCGGAGGCUGGGAGGACGGCAAGGCGCACGGCCAUGGCGUCUGCACCGGCCCGAAGGGCCAGGGCGAAUACACCGGCUCGUGGAGCCACGGCUUUGAGGUGCUGGGCGUCUACACCUGGCCCAGCGGCAACACGUACCAAGGCACCUGGGCGCAGGGCAAGCGCCACGGCAUCGGCCUGGAGAGCAAGGGGAAGUGGGUGUACAAGGGCGAGUGGACGCACGGAUUUAAGGGGCGCUACGGUGUGCGGGAGUGCACGGGCAACGGGGCCAAAUACGAAGGGACCUGGAGCAACGGACUGCAGGAUGGCUACGGCACGGAGACCUACUCGGAUGGAGGGACGUACCAGGGCCAGUGGGUUGGUGGCAUGCGCCAGGGCUACGGUGUGCGGCAGAGCGUCCCCUAUGGCAUGGCCGCAGUCAUCCGCUCACCCCUGAGGACGUCCAUCAACUCCCUGCGCAGCGAGCACACCAACGGUGCAGCGCUGCACCCGGAUGCCUCCCCGGCAGUGGCCGGCAGUCCAGCUGUGUCCCGCGGUGGCUUCGUGCUGGUGGCCCACAGUGACUCAGAGAUCCUGAAGAGCAAGAAGAAGGGGCUGUUCCGGCGCUCACUGCUGAGCGGCCUGAAGCUGCGCAAGUCUGAAUCCAAGAGCAGCCUGGCCAGCCAGCGAAGCAAGCAGAGCUCCUUCCGCAGCGAGGCGGGCAUGAGCACUGUGAGCUCCACGGCCAGCGACAUCCACUCCACCAUCAGCCUGGGUGAGGCCGAGGCCGAGCUGGCUGUCAUCGAGGACGACAUCGACGCCACCACCACUGAGACCUAUGUGGGUGAGUGGAAGAACGACAAACGCUCGGGCUUCGGUGUGAGCCAGCGCUCCGACGGGCUCAAGUACGAGGGAGAGUGGGUCAGCAACCGGCGGCAUGGCUACGGGUGCAUGACCUUCCCCGAUGGCACCAAGGAGGAGGGGAAAUACAAGCAGAAUGUGCUCGUGAGUGGCAAGCGGAAGAACCUCAUCCCACUGCGUGCCAGCAAGAUCCGGGAGAAGGUGGACCGGGCCGUGGAGGCAGCCGAGCGGGCAGCCACCAUUGCCAAGCAGAAGGCCGAGAUCGCUGCGUCCAGGACCUCCCACUCACGGGCCAAAGCUGAGGCAGCACUCACGGCCGCUCAAAAAGCCCAGGAGGAAGCGCGGAUCGCCAGGAUCACUGCCAAAGAGUUCUCGCCUUCCUUCCAGCACAGGGAAAACGGGCUUGAGUACCAGAGGCCAAAGCACCAGAUGUCCUGCGAUGACAUCGAGGUGCUCUCCACCGGGACACCCCUGCAGCAGGAGAGCCCUGAGCUGUACCGCAAGGGCACCACCCCUUCUGAUCUGACCCCCGACGACAGCCCCCUGCAGAGCUUUCCCACCAGCCCCACGGCCACCCCUCCGCCAGCUCCUGCCUCCAGGAACAAAAUGGCCCACUUCUCCAGGCAGGUCUCAGUAGAUGAGGAGCGAAGCGGGGACAUCCAGAUGCUCCUUGAGGGCCGCGGAGGGGACUAUGCCCGCAACAGCUGGGACGAGGAGAAGGCUGGGGCCUCUAGGGGUGUCCGCAGUGGUGCCCUGCGCAGCGGCCAGCCCACUGAGGAUUUCCGCACCCGGGGCUCGGGCCACAAGCAGCCUGGGAACCCCAAGCCCCGGGAGCGGCGGACGGAGUCCCCCACCACUUUCUCAUGGACUUCUCACCACCGGGCAGGCAAUCCCUGUUCUGGGGGCCCCAAGCUGUCAGAGCCAGAUGAGGAGCAGCUGAGUAACUACAAGCUGGAGAUGAAGCCCUUGCUAAGGAUGGAUGCCUGUCCGCAGGACACGUACCCCCAGAGACGGCGUCACAGUCGGGGUGCUGGGGGAGACCGGCGCUCUGAGGACCGGGGCUUUGGGCUGCAGAGACUGAGGUCCAAGUCCCAGAAUAAGGAGAACCUCAGGCCAGCCUCCUCUGCAGAGCCCACGGUGCAGAAACUAGAGAGCCUGCGGCUGGGAGACCGGCCCGAGCCCCGUCUGCUGCGUUGGGACUUGACCUUCUCCCCACCCCAGAAGUCCCUGCCUGUUGCACUGGAGUCUGACGAGGAGACUGGGGACGAGCUCAAGUCCAGUACGGGCUCAGCUCCCAUCUUGGUCGUCAUGGUGAUCCUGCUCAACAUUGGAGUCGCCAUUUUGUUUAUUAACUUUUUCAUCUGACGAGAUUGUUGUGACCACGGAAGCGGUGAUGUACAAAAGGGACGUAAAAAGCAAAACAAAAGGGGGAAUCCUGACUCGGACAGCCCCACGACUCCUGUCUUUCCACGGAAGAACAACAUGAUUGGGUAUCACUCACAGUUUGCCUUUUUUUCUGGGUAAUGUUUUUUGGAUUUUAGCCAAAAUUCUUUGCUUGUAUAACACGAUGCUGUGUGGCAUGGCAGGAGGAGGCCGGCAUGCCCCCCCUCCAGCUUGGUAUGAGAGGGUCCCGGCAAACCAGCGCCCAAAAGAUCGGGAUCUUCUUCAUGUUUCCUGCCGGGUGUGGAAGGUGGCAAGCGAGAGGAGGCACCUUCCCAAGGGUGCCCGUCUAGCCGGGGGGAGGGGGAGGGCAGCUAGGGAGCGCAGCUGAGGAAGGCCAAUGGCUCUGCCCUCCUGUCUGGAGUAGCUGCUGGGAGUGUGGCCCAGGCCCAGGGACAGGGACGGGGUGUCCUGGCCUCUGUCUCCAUGGAGUCUGUGCUGCGUACCUGUGGAGGGAGAGGGAAGCCCCUGCUCUUCUUCCCAGAACAGACCAUGAUCCCUCUUCUCGGCACUGCCCCACGGCCCUCCUAAGGAGGCUGCCUCUCCACACUGAGUCUUAUGGCGAAGUCUGUUCCCCUGCUGUCCUCUGCUCACUCACUGUUGGCCCUGUCCAGCCACCCUCCCUCCAGACCCAGGGAGGCCAUGCUGCAGACGUCCAGGGCUAACCCCGAUCUGGCCAGGUACAUCUGAGCCCUGAUGCCAAGGGGCUAUGGCCCACAUGCCCCGGACAGCCUGACAGCACGCCUGGGCUGAGCAUGUGGCGAUUUGCACCUAGUAUGCAGGAUGUAUAUUCAGGCUUCCGUGUCCCCUGGCAGUGACGCCCCAUGGAGGACGUCACCUCUCACUGACCUCCACGGGGUCUCACAUCUUUGCACUGUGCCUGCCUCGACUACCCCUAACAGAUAUGCAUAUUCCCUCCAGAUGCCUCAGUGCUACUCCAGAGCGAGUCUGGUCCCGGGACAGGAAUGUGGUUGAAGCCAGUGGCUUGAAUGUCCUGGAGACUGUUGCAUACCCAGCACUCCCCGGAUGUACAAUGUAACUUGUUUCAGUCAAACAACAGGUUCCUCAUGUCUCUGCCUUCUCUACCAGGGUUGUUCCCUCAUCCAAACAAACGAACAAGGGAUGCCAGCUCGACUGGUACCCGUGGCUCCGUCAGUCUUCUUGGGUGCAGCCCGUCUGUCUUAUGGACUCUGCCUUGCUUUGCUCGUGUUCAGCUGUUCUCUGCUACCUUUCGAGCAGAUUUCUUUACUACAGUGCACUGGAUUGCUAUAUUUUUAACCAGAAAUAAACUACAGAUUAGAGCAUG